CGGAAACAGGAAGAGAAUGAAUGAAACAAGGUUGAUAUGUAAUCACUAACACCGUGCAGCUGGUCCGAGGUCACAAAGCCCCACUUGGGUCCCAAAAUGAGGAGGCUUGGACUGUGUCUUCUCCGCCAUAUGUCCAGUGGCUCAAUUGCUGUCCCCCCAGUCACAAGAACAUGCUGCCUUCAUCGAGGUGGAUUUACAGCUUCCCCCCAGUGCUACAGGGGCACCGUGCCGGGUCACAGCUGGCACCACUGGAGGGGUGUGAGUGGCUCCGCUGGCAGCCGGCAGAUGCACCCACAGGACCUGAGCGGGCCGGAGCAGAGGCUGCUGCACAAGCUGUAUGAGGGGCUGAUCUCAGGACAGCGGGCGUCUCUGGCCGAGUCCAUCACCCUGGUGGAGACCCAGCAUCCCAGAAAGAAAGAGCUGGCCCAGGUGCUGCUGCAGAGGGUGCUGGCGUACAGAAGGGAGCAGGAGAGUCGGAAUGGAGGGAAGCCGAUGGCCUUCAGAGUGGGUCUAUCUGGUCCUCCUGGAGCUGGGAAGUCAUCCUUCAUCGAGGUUGUGGGAAAGAUGUUGACAGAGCGUGGGCAUAAAUUGGCGGUUCUGGCUGUCGACCCAUCUUCCUGCACCACAGGAGGGUCUCUGCUGGGCGAUAAAACCCGGAUGACUGAGCUCUCGAGAGACAUGAAUGCUUUCAUCAGGCCGUCACCGGCCUCGGGAACUCUGGGCGGUGUCACCCGAACAACCAAUGAGGCCAUCGUCCUCUGUGAGGGGGCAGGAUAUGACAUUGUGUUUGUGGAGACUGUCGGUGUUGGCCAGUCAGAAUUUGCUGUGGCAGACAUGGUUGACAUGUUUGUGCUCCUGAUUCCACCAGCAGGUGGCGAUGAACUCCAGGGUAUCAAAAGGGGCAUCAUCGAAAGGGCAGAACUGGUGGUGGUGACCAAAUCAGAUGGAGACCUGGUGGUGCCGGCCAGGAGGAUCCAGGCUGAGUACACCAGCGCGCUGAAGCUGCUGAGGAGGACGUCAAAGUCCUGGAACCCUAAGGUGGUGCGGGCCUCCUCGCAAACCUUUGAGGGCAUCCCAGAGGUCUGGGCUAAGAUGGAGUCGUACAGGGACACCAUGCUGGCCAGCGGCGAACUGCAGGGCCGGCGAAGGGCCCAGCAGAGGGUCUGGAUGUGGAGUCUGAUCCAAGAGAGCGUCCUCCGCCACUUCCAAACCCACCUGAGUGUCAGGGAGGCUCUUCCUCGCCUUGAAGAGAAGGUCACCAGAGGAGUCAUCUCUCCCGGACUGGCCGCUGACCUGCUUCUCAAAGCCUUCACCGCAUCGUCGACGUGAUCGCUGAAGCUGCACGUUUUGGAGGAGCAGUGCCUCGCGGCGGACACGGGCCGCCGAGUGCCAACACACCCAGGACCAGACAUGAGACCAAAACAAAGCUGUACUAGUCUGUUUUAUAGUCGGACAAAGCUGAGAUGGAAGGCAGCCAUCUGCAUGAGUCUCUGUCUAAGUGAUUUUAUCCAAAUAACAAGAAGAGAGUGCGGACAGUUGUCUAUUCCCAAACUUGUAUUUGUGCUGUGAGAUAUGAAGUGCCCCCUAAUCAUUUGCCGAAAUGCAGAUUCUCGGUUUGCCUUCUCAUAGAAGCACGACAGACCUUCCUGAACUGUUGUAAUGAGGUCACACUAUUGCGAUAGAGGAUUACUUUGUUUGCACAACUCAAUUUUACAAACGGAGUGUUCAAACUGUGAAGCAGUGACUCGUUCACACCACAGCGCCACCUGAACACCUGAAAUAAAACGUUUUAAUGAUACCUCCUUUCCAUGCAAGACAUUUUAAUCUUGAAAACGAAAAUACAAAUAUUUCUGAGUGGCAUCACAGAAAAGAAAAGUGACCGGUCCUUAGCAGGUCUCUGCAAAACGGUACAUCUGUCAGCUCAGGCGGCCGCACUUGUCCUCCUCGUGUUUGCUUGCGGAAUGAAAAAAAGUGUGUGUGAUUAAUGUCGCCUCUACGAAUAUUAGUCUGGAGAUUUGUCAGAGCUUAAAUGAAAUUUCUGUUCUUGUCUCUGGAGCCACAGAUGUCAGUGUUGGCCCUCAUCUGAAUGA
This is a messenger RNA of Menidia menidia (Atlantic silverside), 2090 nucleotides long. NCBI's taxonomy places the organism in Eukaryota, Metazoa, Chordata, Actinopteri, Atheriniformes, Atherinopsidae. The record is from the annotation of a GenBank genome assembly.